UCAUUGGCCUUCCAUAUCAUCCACGAUUAGGGUUUUAAGCAGCCGAACGUUGCUCGCCAAAAACUUGAUCCGGAUCGCUUCAGUCUUGCAAACAUGGGUAAAACACAUGGAAUGGGAGCUGGACGCAAGCUAAAGUCCCAUCGCAGGCGACAAAGAUGGGCAGACAAGUCAUACAAGAAAUCUCAUCUUGGAAAUGAAUGGAAGAAGCCAUUUGCUGGUUCUUCUCAUGCGAAAGGCAUUGUUCUUGAAAAGAUUGGUAUUGAGGCUAAGCAGCCUAACUCUGCUAUCAGAAAGUGUGCUAGAGUUCAACUCAUCAAGAAUGGAAAGAAGAUUGCUGCUUUUGUUCCCAACGAUGGUUGCUUGAACUACAUCGAAGAAAAUGAUGAAGUGUUGAUUGCUGGAUUUUGGGCGAAAGGGGCAUGCUGUGGGAGAUAUUCCUGGAGUUAGGUUUAAGGUUGUGAAGGUUUCUGGUGUAUCUCUUUUGGCUCUUUUCAAGGAGAAGAAGGAGAAGCCAAGAUCUUAAGUUUUGAAGGGGUGGUUUACAUUGUUAUUAAAACUUCUUACUUUUUUCAAAGAGCCUAAAUGGUAUUGUUGUCUUUAAGACUUGUUUUGCAGACAAUGCAUCAUUAAUUUCGGUAGUGUGUACUUAUUUUUGGAGUAUUUUACAUAAAUUGUUCAUGUGGUUUGGU
Lactuca virosa is the source of this 689-nucleotide messenger RNA. The record is from the annotation of a GenBank genome assembly. Lineage: Eukaryota; Viridiplantae; Streptophyta; Magnoliopsida; Asterales; Asteraceae.